UGUACAUCUCUACUGGGCGGCCGCUGGGUACGCGUGACGCUAGAGUCCUUCUCGAAUUAGGACACAGCUCCCACACCUACGUUUAAACAAUCUCACGUCUCGCUCUUUUUCUGACACCUCGUCGUCGUUGUUUCGAGUGACUGUUCUGACGCCGCUCCUUGGAUACUGGCAUCGCGUUGGCCACGACAUGACCACGAAGCAAACGGCUGGGAUCACACUUUCGCCUCAGGAAUAUUGCUGAAGCCGCACUCUCCCGCCCUACCAAACGCCCGUCAAAUCAUAAUCAACAUGGUCCCAUUAAAAGUCGAAACCUGGAUCUGGUGGUCAUUCGUGGUGUUGUGUGUUAUAUGUCGAAUGAUCUCGAGGUACCAGAGCCUCGGCACGAUCAAGCGCUUCCAGGCCGAUGACUACAUUACCGUUGUUGCAAUGUGCUUCUAUACCACAUUGAUCGUCACCAUCAACAUUGUCGCCAAGUCUGAUUCCAACCUAUUACCGCCAGGCUUUGAUGUCAGCAGCCUGACAUCUCAGGAAGUGCAUGACCGUGAAUACGGAUCCAAACUGGUGCUUGUCGUCGAGCAAUGUCAAAUUAUAACCGUCUGGUGUGAGAAGCUAUGCUUAUUGUUUCUGUACCAGCGUCUCACCGUCGGUACCAAAGAAAGACUCGCGAUCAAGAUUCUGUUCUUCUAUGUCGGUAUCAGCUGGGUCGUCAUGGAGAUCCUCUAUUUCGGUGUGUGGUGCCGCCCAUUCACCAUGUACUGGGCUGUGCCUUCGACUCAGCAAUGCACUGCAGCGACCAAUCACCUCAUCCUCAAUGCCGUCUUCAACCUGAGUUCUGACAUUUGUAUCCUUGCCGUCGCUCUGCCAAUGUUCAUCAAAACACGACUACCUCUCCGAAAGAAAGUUGCAAUCGUCGGCAUCUUCUCUCUGGGUACUUUUGUCAUCAUCUGUGCUAUACUCAACAAGGUUUAUUCGUGGCGUGAACCGUAUGGCGUCCAAUGGACGUACUGGUACGUCAGAGAGUCUAGUACGGCACUUCUGACCGCCAAUGCUGCCUUUGUUUGGGCUCUUUUCAGAAGAAUGUUCAAACUCAGGUCUCUUGGCAGCUUCUCUGGAAAGAACACAUACACACCCUACAACGGGUACACACCGACAUAUACGACGACACAUACGCGCGUGGAAACUCUUGUGAGGAAGAAACCACGACAUGAUGAAAUCGAUCUGGACCUUCUUAUGCCCGAUCCGGACGACUUUGAGGGCAUUCACCGCCAAACAGACAUUCACGUCAGCGAGGAUACUAUGAGCCUGAAGAGAGAAAACAACUCAAUGACAGGCACAUCAUCAGCCUGGGCAGAAGCAUGGGCAGUACGGGCACCGGCUGGUCCACCACCAGGCAGCAGUAGCAGCAGGGAGGGCAAUAGCAGCGAUUGCGGGCGCAGCACCAGCGACUCGACAACCUCGAUUGUGCCAACGCCGCAGAAGCCCUCGAAAGCGAUAUUACGGCAAAGUCAAAACGACUCGCCUGUCUGAACCUGCUUUCCCACCGAUUCUUCCUUUUGUCCCAGCAGACAUUUAUUGUCACAUUUAGCGUGUCUGAUUGCACAGCCCAAUUUCCACCACAUAUACCACCUUUUUCUUGUACAUACUUGUAUAUAGCAUUACCUCAAAACUUACAUCAAUAUACGAAAAUUACAUCCGCUGC
Aureobasidium subglaciale EXF-2481 is the source of this 1699-nucleotide messenger RNA. RefSeq lists its product as uncharacterized. The transcript has 3 exons. Lineage: Eukaryota; Fungi; Ascomycota; Dothideomycetes; Dothideales; Saccotheciaceae. Bases 289 to 1527 code for a protein of 412 amino acids. The record is from RefSeq and is a predicted model, not a curated record.